Tuber aestivum (summer truffle) is the source of this 1107-nucleotide messenger RNA. The record is from the annotation of a GenBank genome assembly. NCBI's taxonomy places the organism in Eukaryota, Fungi, Ascomycota, Pezizomycetes, Pezizales, Tuberaceae.
AUGCCAAAUUCAGAGCCUAUUCUGCGCAAAGGUUCUGUUAAGGUGUAUGCUAACACUCAGAUAUCUAUAUAAUUUACAAUGGCAAAUGGCUUAUCCCAUAACUGUCUAGAGCAAUAUUAGCAAUCGACUAUCAAUGGGCCCCAUCAUUAUCCACUAAACUUUGGACGGAGCACAAGGAGACGACCUCAGCCUAAUUACCACCACCUGAAAACGGUUACUAUUGAGGCUUCUGAGGUAGCGUAGUAUACGAACGUAGGCACAACCUCCUCCGGGGUUCCCGUUUUCGCCAGGAGAGCCACUCCCGUUUUCCACGGCAAUGUCCGGUUCCGCAGUAGUCUCCUGAUCUCCAAUGGACACAGGUUCUGCCAUAAUCCUAGGGUCUGUGGUAGCCCCGGAAACUGAGAUACUAGAUGCAGGAUUCCCAAUGCCGGGAAAGGGGGGAGGGGGGCAGGUAUAAAAGGUCCGACGGCUUGCUCAAGUAGCUAAGCAAGCUCAUGUUUCGGGAAUUCUGGCUCGCGAUAUUCUCUUUGAGCUUCUACAGAUUUUCCGAAGAAGGCAAGAAUACUUCUUUUAGGAGUUUUAUGUCUAUCAAGGGGUUUACUCUCAAGGUCUUCCCAAGUCAAUCUAGUUUUCACAAGAAUUGAGAGGGAGUAAAUCACCUGCAACCGGAUCCCCUGCCUUAGAAAAAGCUGACUAGAUACUCCCGGAGUACGAAUGGGCCGUGAGUAGUGCAUAUUCUAGGGCUCCGAGGGAGCAAGCCCAGAUGAAAGCAAAUUCCAUGCUUUUUGAAAAUGUUUGUAGUAAAGUAAUUUAUGUAAAAAAAUUCUUAUCCCCAAAUCCCCAGGUCAGGGCUAAACUCCAGAACAAAGACCAAACCGGAGCGAAUCCUACUAUCCGAGCGGCGAGGAGGAAGAAAGGAAGGAGGGGCAGUUCCCAGAUGUCCUCAAGCGUUCGUAAGAUCAACCUCUGGCCAGAGAUAUUGCUCCGAGGGAGAAAUAAAGGGAAGAUUAUGAGAAAGUCGCGGGUAUUUAUAGAGGGAACUGAUAGCUGGCUAAGAAGCAGCGAGCUUCGUAUGCCGGCUCAUUGAGGGUGGUGAGGGACGCGUGA